This is a messenger RNA of Belonocnema kinseyi, 4133 nucleotides long. RefSeq names its product AP-2 complex subunit alpha (gene AP-2alpha). Bases 124 to 2991 code for a protein of 955 amino acids. Gene Ontology annotation, cellular component: AP-2 adaptor complex; membrane coat. The record is from RefSeq and is a predicted model, not a curated record. Gene Ontology annotation, molecular function: clathrin-cargo adaptor activity. Gene Ontology annotation, biological process: intracellular protein transport; clathrin-dependent endocytosis. The transcript has 14 exons. NCBI's taxonomy places the organism in Eukaryota, Metazoa, Arthropoda, Insecta, Hymenoptera, Cynipidae.
AGUCGGAAAGUCCGAGGCACCGACUCGCAAAUAGUUGACGAAGUUUAGGGUGCGAACCGCGAAUCGAGUCGUGCGUGAACACGUCCUCUGCUAGAUCGGUGGUUCUAAGCAACGAGAGACAAGAUGCCGGCAGUACGAGGGGAUGGAAUGCGCGGACUUGCCGUUUUUAUAUCCGACAUCAGAAAUUGUAAGAGCAAGGAGGCAGAAAUCAAGAGGAUAAAUAAGGAAUUGGCGAAUAUAAGAGGGAAGUUUAAGGGGGAUAAAACACUCGAUGGUUACCAGAAAAAGAAGUAUGUCUGCAAGCUUCUCUUCAUUUUCCUCUUGGGCCACGACAUCGAUUUUGGGCACAUGGAAGCCGUCAACCUCCUCUCAUCCAACAAAUACUCAGAGAAACAAAUUGGUUAUCUCUUCAUAUCAGUCUUAGUGAACACAAACAGUGAUCUCAUCAAGCUAAUAAUCCAGAGCAUCAAAAACGAUCUCGCUUCGCGAAAUCCGAUUCACGUGAACCUCGCUCUACAAUGUAUCGCAAAUAUUGGAAGCAAGGAUAUGGCAGAGGCAUUUGGAAACGAAAUUCCAAAGCUACUCGUGUCUGGCGAUACCAUGGAUGUUGUGAAACAGAGUGCAGCCCUGUGCCUUUUACGACUGCUACGAACUGCCCCAGACGUUGUUCCUGGUGGAGAGUGGACGUCUCGUAUAGUUCAUUUAUUAAACGAUCAACACCUAGGUGUCGUGACCGCUGCAGCCUCGCUGAUCGAUGCACUCGUCAAAAGAAAUCCGGACGAAUACAAAGGAUGCGUCAGUCUUGCCGUCUCCAGGCUCAGUCGGAUUGUAACAUCCAGUUACACGGAUCUGCAGGAUUACACCUACUACUUUGUCCCGGCACCUUGGCUGUCCGUAAAACUGUUGCGAUUGCUUCAGAAUUACACUCCGCCAGGUAAAUUCCUGACGUACACGGAAAAAAAUGCGGAAGAUCCGGGGGUUCGGGGUCGUCUGAACGAGUGUCUCGAGACGAUUUUAAAUAAAGCUCAGGAGCCACCAAAGUCGAAGAAAGUGCAGCAUGCAAACGCGAAAAAUGCUGUGCUGUUCGAGGCGAUUAGUUUAAUAAUUCACAACGACAGCGAGCCGCAUCUUCUGGUGCGAGCCUGCAACCAACUCGGCCAGUUUCUCUCAAAUCGGGAAACGAAUCUUCGUUAUCUAGCUCUAGAAUCCAUGUGCCAUCUUGCCACCUCGGAAUUGUCGCACGAGGCGGUCAAAAAGCACCAGGAGGUUGUUAUUCUCUCGAUGAAGAUGGAGAAGGAUGUCUCCGUCAGACAGCAAGCGGUCGAUCUUCUCUACGCGAUGUGCGACAAGAGCAAUGCCGAGGAAAUUGUCCAGGAGAUGCUCAAUUACCUCGAGACGGCGGAUUAUUCGAUUCGGGAGGAGAUGGUCCUGAAGGUGGCGAUUCUCGCCGAAAAAUACGCGACCGAUUACACUUGGUACGUCGACGUAAUUCUGAAUUUGAUCAGGAUAGCUGGGGAUUAUGUGUCCGAGGAAGUCUGGUACAGGGUCAUUCAAAUCGUCAUCAACAGGGACGAUGUUCAAGGAUAUGCGGCCAAAACUGUUUUUGAGGCUUUGCAAGCACCCGCGUGUCACGAAAAUAUGGUGAAAGUCGGAGGUUACAUCCUCGGCGAAUUCGGAAACCUCAUCGCAGGUGACCAGCGUUCCUCGCCACUGGUGCAAUUCCAACUCUUACAUUCCAAAUAUCACUUGUGUUCUUCAAUGACCCGAGCCCUUCUGCUCUCGACCUACAUAAAAUUCAUCAACCUCUUCCCCGAGAUCAGAACCCAGAUUCAGGACGUCUUCCGACAAGACAGCAAUCUUCGGAGUGCCGACGCGGAAUUGCAGCAGCGAACAUCCGAGUAUCUCCAGCUGAGCAUCAUCGCCUCGACCGACGUGCUGGCGACCGUGCUCGAGGAGAUGCCCGCUUUUCCGGAGCGGGAGUCCUCGAUUCUCGCCGUUUUGAAGAAGAAAAAGCCGGGCAGAGUGCCGGAAAAUGAGAUUCGCGAGAGCAAGAGUCCAGCGCCGGGCACAAAUCACCAUUCUGCCGAGGCGCCCUCAAUUGGUGGUGGUGGUGCUGUUGCUGCUGCCGCUGUUAAUAAUUCAUCGGCUGAUCUUCUGGGAUUGUCGACGCCGCCUGCCUCCCAGCCGACGAGCAAUACUGGCGUUCUCCUGGACGUUUUGGGAGAUAUUUACAAUAUGCCGAACAAGGCUGGCGCCACCAACGGCACCCAGAGCACCUAUAAUCCCAAAAAAUUCGUGUGUAAAAAUAAUGGCGUUCUUUUCGAGAACGACCUGAUCCAGAUCGGAGUGAAAUCCGAAUUUCGACAGAAUCUCGGACGCAUCGGAUUGUUUUACGGAAACAAAACGCAGUUUCCACUUCAAAAUUUUCAACCUCAGCUCUCUUGGUCGGAAGAAAGUCAGGCAAAACUUGCAGUACAGGUGAAAGUCGUUGAUCCUGUUUUAGAAGCAGGAGCACAAAUUCAGCAGAUGAUUAACGCCGAAUGCAUCGAUGAUUAUAAUGAUACACCGAGCAUGGUCAUCACUUUUGUCUACAAUAAUGUAAAUCAAAAAAUAACGAUGAAGCUGCCACUGACGAUUAACAAAUUUUUCGAGCCAACGGAAAUGAAUGGCGAAUCCUUCUUUGCCAGAUGGAAAAAUCUCGGAGGAGCCAAUCAGGAGCGUUCACAGAAGAUAUUUAAGGCCCAGACGCCGAUGGACCUGCAACAAGUUCGCACAAAAUUACAAGGAUUCGGGAUGCAACUUCUCGACGGAAUUGAUCCGAAUCCCGACAAUUUCGUUUGUGCUGGAAUUGUGCACAUGAGAGCGCAGCAAGUUGGCUGUUUGUUACGACUCGAGCCAAAUAAACAAGCACAGAUGUUCCGAUUGACGGUGCGUUCGAGCAAAGAAUCGAUGUCGGUGGAAAUCUGCGACCUGCUCGUGGACCAAUUUUAAGAAGCUGGCACUCUCUCCACUGAUUGGAAGAAAAAAAAGUGCGAGCGAAAAAUUCUUCUUCCUCGCUUAAGAAGUAAACUCAGUGUGUCCCAAUUUUUUUUAAUGUUUUUUUUUUGUUUUCGCUUAUCGCCUUCGACAGCGGAGCUUCGUUACCGAUUUUUGUGACAUCACACCGAAAGCGAAAAUUAUGCUUGACGCAAAUCACAAAUAGAAAGUAUAAUUGUGAACCGAGAAAAGUAAUAUAUGAAGAAAAAGAAAGGUUGACUAAGGAUGGACAGUAUUAGUCUCGGAAGUGGAAGAUUAAGGCUCUCAAAACGACUCGGGUUUUUGUCAAAUCCAUCAUUUGUCAACGAAAAUUUAUUUUUUUAUUUUAAUAUUUUAAAUGCAUAAUUUAGAAUCAAUUUUUUUCAGUCGAAACAUGCAAAUUUUUACGAAAAAAAAACACUCAAUUGAAGAAAAAACGAACUUUUUUCGAACAAAAAUUUUAUGUUCUGCAAGUUUAAAUGGCCUUUAGAUUGUGUGGUGGAAAUAUUACAAUAAAAAAUAUAUUUUACGAGCCUUAAUGCAACACUUCUUUAAAAAAAAAGUGGUUGAAAAGUGUCAAAAUGCCUGCUUUAAUCUAGGAAAUUUAAUUUCGUUCCUUCUUUUUUUUACAAAUUUUUUUUCGUAAAUUUGGUAGAAUUAACAUAUAAAUCGGAAUAUUAAAACGUAAUUUUCAAUCACUUUUUUUACGGUGAAGGUAACGAGGUAGGGAGUUUUUGUUUAGUUAAAAAAAAAAACUUAUCGCUUAUCAAUAAGUUGUUAAUACGUCAAUCUGAGGUGAGAAUCUUAAGAAUUUGCUCUUCAUUUUUCUGAAAAUUUGUAGACUGAAGCACGGAAAAUGUUUAAAAAAUUUAUAUUUUUGAUAUUUUUUUAGGGUUAUUUGAAGUCCUAAAUUUUGGUAUUUUCGAAAUUAAAAUUGUUUGAAAUUCGGUCGUUUUCGAAAUUAUAAUAUUUCCAAAUUCAGGUGCUUUUAGUUUUGGAAAUUUCGAGAUCUUCCUUGUUUUGAACUUUAAAUCAUCUGAAAUCACAUGCAUAUCUUUUUUUUUUUUGUUUUGACAACUUAGUUUGAUAGUGGGCCUAAAAUGUUGCGUAGAUUUUUG